Lactuca sativa (garden lettuce) is the source of this 786-nucleotide messenger RNA. The record is from RefSeq and is a predicted model, not a curated record. Lineage: Eukaryota; Viridiplantae; Streptophyta; Magnoliopsida; Asterales; Asteraceae.
AUGAAGAAAAAGAAGGGGAGCAUACUAAUAAUUGGUGUCUAUGUUGAUGAUCUAAUUGUCACCGGAAGUCACAAGGAUGAGAUAAUCAAGUUCAAACAACAAAUGAGCAAGGAGUUUGAAAUGAGUGACCUUGGGAUGCUAACUUACUAUUUAGGCAUCGAGGUUAAUCAACAUAAAAAUGGUCUCACAUUAAGACAAACGAAUUAUGCUAACACCAUCCUAAAGAAGGCUGGGAUGUUUUAUUGUAAUCCUUGCAAGUACCCUAUGGAGUCAAAACUACAAUUGACUAAGGAUGAAGAAGGUGAACUCGUGGAUCCUACCUCAUAUCGAAGCAUCAUAGGAGGGCUAAGAUAUCUUACUCAGACACGACCUGACAUAGCUAAUUCUGUAGGCAUUGUGAGUCGUUUCAUGGAGAAACCAACCAAGCAACAUCAAGUAGCUGUGAAGCACAUACUAAGGUAUGUAAAAGGAACUAUUGACUAUGGUUUAUCAUAUACGAAAGGUGGAAAGAAUUGUGUGAUUGGAUACACUGAUAGUGAUCUAGCAAGAGAUGUUGAAGAUAGAAAAACUAAUAAUGCAAAAUGUCAACGCAUUUGGAUAAGUAGGUUGCUUGGUGUGUUGACCGGAAGAAAACUUGGUCCAUUUGAAUUGAAUGUUGAUAACAAGUUAGCUUUGGAUUUGAUGAAAUAUCCAAAAGCUGGCAUCUUGACCAAGCCUAUGAACAAAGUGAAGUUUGAAGCAAUGCGAAAGUUGCUUGGAGUAAAAGACGCGAUGAUUCCAGAUUAA